GCUGACAUUGUUAUCUGCGACGAAGGACAUACAAUUAAGAACGAGAAGACGGGUAUCAGCAAACUGAUGAGCAGUAUUCGGACGAAACGACGAAUUUGUCUGACUGGCACUCCUCUGCAGAACAAUUUAAUGGAAUACCACUGUAUGCUGCAGUUCGUAAAGCCAAAUCUACUGGGCACAAAAACUGAAUUCGCUAAUCGUUUCGCAAAUCCGAUCCGAAACGGUCAAAUGUUAGAUUCGACCGACUACGACGUGCGUCUGAUGAAACGUCGCGCGCACAUUCUGCAUGAUAUGCUGUCCGGUUGUGUGCACAGGAAGGACUACAGCUGUCUGCGUUCGAAUUUGGUGCUGAAAUACGAAUACGUAGUCUACGUGUCCCUGACGCAGAAACAGCGUGAGCUGUAUCAGAACUACUUGAAUGAGGUCAUCAAGUCGGGGUUGUGUGGCAACUGGCUCAACGUGCGCAACUCGUUAUUUGGCGACUUUCGUACUUUCCAAUUGAUCGCUGCCCAUCCUUACUGCCUAGUAAUGCAGAAGGCCGAACAGGAUCACAAGGCAGAAUUCUUGGAAUCAGAAGAGGAAGAGGAAACCGAUUCUGAUUUCAGCUGCGAAUCUUCUAGUUCGUCAGAGUCGUCUGUUUCUUCGUCGAAGUGUACAGAUAAAGAUUGCGCUGAAUCUGUCAAACCUGUGGUAACUGACAAACCUGCAAAACCUUCUAGACCUUCUUCGGAUGAUGGCAAGGACACCAAUGUCAAAACUGACCUUUCAGUACCUGAAGCGGUAACACCGUUAGGCGCCGGCGAAUGGUUUCGCGAUAUGGUGAGCGAAAAUGACGCAAACAACUUAGAACUUUCUUCCAAGAUGUUUAUUCUCUUCGAGCUGAUACGUCGAUGCGAAUCGAUUGGCGACAAACUGUAA
Messenger RNA from Soboliphyme baturini, 918 nucleotides. The record is from the annotation of a GenBank genome assembly. Lineage: Eukaryota; Metazoa; Nematoda; Enoplea; Dioctophymatida; Soboliphymatidae.